UAAUCCAAAUCAAGAGCAUUUCUUCUCAAAAAUUUCUUCAGAAAAAUGUCAGGCAGAGGUAAAGGAGGCAAAGGAUUGGGCAAAGGAGGAGCCAAGAGGCACAGGAAAGUGUUGAGAGAUAAUAUUCAGGGAAUAACAAAGCCAGCUAUUCGAAGACUCGCUCGUAGAGGUGGUGUGAAGCGUAUUUCUGGGUUGAUUUACGAAGAGACUCGUGGGGUUUUGAAGAUCUUUUUGGAAAAUGUGAUUCGUGAUUCUGUAACUUACACAGAACACGCUAGGAGAAAGACGGUUACUGCUAUGGAUGUUGUUUAUGCACUUAAGAGGCAAGGAAGGACCCUUUACGGAUUUGGGGGUAAUUUCAUCAGAAAAAUGUCAGGCAGAGGUAAAGGAGGCAAAGGAUUGGGCAAAGGAGGAGCCAAGAGGCACAGGAAAGUAUUGAGAGACAAUAUCCAGGGAAUUACAAAGCCGGCUAUUCGAAGACUCGCUCGUAGAGGUGGUGUGAAGCGUAUUUCUGGGUUGAUUUACGAAGAGACUCGUGGGGUUCUGAAGAUCUUUUUGGAAAAUGUGAUUCGUGAUUCUGUGACUUACACAGAGCACGCUAGGAGAAAGACGGUUACUGCUAUGGAUGUUGUUUAUGCACUUAAGAGGCAAGGAAGGACCCUUUACGGAUUUGGGGGUUAGGGUUUGGUAGUUUUUUUUUUUUUGAUUUGAGCUUUGAUGGUGUAAUUCUCUGUUACUAAUUCAAGGAAUAGAAAUUUGCUUAUUCUCUCC
This is a messenger RNA of Solanum verrucosum, 771 nucleotides long. RefSeq lists its product as uncharacterized. The transcript is spliced from 2 exons. Gene Ontology annotation, biological process: nucleosome assembly. NCBI's taxonomy places the organism in Eukaryota, Viridiplantae, Streptophyta, Magnoliopsida, Solanales, Solanaceae. The record is from RefSeq and is a predicted model, not a curated record. Gene Ontology annotation, molecular function: structural constituent of chromatin; DNA binding; protein heterodimerization activity. Gene Ontology annotation, cellular component: nucleosome. The coding region runs from base 46 to 681 and encodes 211 amino acids.